Topomyia yanbarensis is the source of this 4294-nucleotide messenger RNA. Its product is annotated as ATP-binding cassette sub-family C member 4-like. Gene Ontology annotation, molecular function: ATP binding; ATP hydrolysis activity; ABC-type transporter activity. Gene Ontology annotation, biological process: transmembrane transport. Lineage: Eukaryota; Metazoa; Arthropoda; Insecta; Diptera; Culicidae. The record is from RefSeq and is a predicted model, not a curated record. Gene Ontology annotation, cellular component: membrane. The coding region runs from base 187 to 4050 and encodes 1287 amino acids. The transcript has 11 exons.
CCGACAUAUGCUUGGUUGCAAAAGUUGAUCUCAUUUCACGCUUUCGGUUCAACUCGACUCGACUCAACACCCAUCUGGUAUCCGAUUCUCAUUAAUUGCAAACCUUUCCACCCCGCAGUCGUUGCGAUGCUGUGCGGCACUUCGCUACAACGCAGAGAAAGUCCAUAAAAUGCAACCACCACCACAAUGGAUUUCAACAAAACAACCUCCCGCCCGGUGCAUCCGUACGCCCAGGCGAACCUCUUCAGCAAGUACUUUUUCUGGUGGCUGUUUGGAUUAUUACGAACCGGGCUGCGAAGGCAGAUUUCCACCGAGGAUAUCUACGAGACGCUGCCGGUUCAUCGAAGCGAACGACUAGGAAAACGAUUUGCGGAAUGCUGGUGGAAACUGCAAUUGCAGCAUUGCUCCUACCGGAAAUGGCUACCGCCUGAGCCGUCGUCGCCCGAUGUAUUACCACGCCAGCAAAAACCUUGGAAACUGCUCAAGGUGGUGUUGAAAAUUUAUGGCACAAGUGUUCUGAUGUUCGGGGGAAUCUACAGCUGCCUGGAAUCGGCUUGCAGAAUUAUUCAACCGUUUCUACUGGGCCAAUUGAUCCUGUACUUCGAUCAGUUCCGGUUGCCGACGACUAGCGACGAGGUAGCAGGCGAGAAUAAUGGUACCCCAACAGCGAUACCGCCAACCACAGCUUACCUGUAUGCAGCUGGAAUUCUGCUCAGUGUGCUGCUCCCGUCGGCCAUUUUUCACCUGUACCAACUGUUUCUGCUCCAGGUCGGGAUGAAAAUUCGCAUCGGAUGCUGUGCGCUUAUCUAUCGGAAGAUUUUCCAAAUGACCACCACCCUCUCGGCGGAUGGACUGAGCGGACGUGUAAUCAACCUAAUGUCCAACGACGCCAGCCGGUUCGACUAUGCCGUGAUCUUUUUCCACGAUCUCUGGAAGGGUCCCGUCGAGUUGGUGAUCGUUUCGGUACUAGUCUAUCGACUGAUCGGUCCAGCAGGUCUCAUUGGAAUAGGUCUGCUGCUGCUGUUCAUACCCGGGCAGGGUUGGUUGGGGAAGAGAGCGGCCGGAUACCAACUGCGCGCUGCCCUCGCCAGCGACGAACGGUUCAAGUUUAUGACCGAAGUGAUCCGCGGAAUUCAGGUCAUCAAAAUGUACGUGUGGGAGAAACCGUUCGAGGAGAUCGUGCGGAAGUUGCGGCGUAAGGAAAUUCAAGCACUUCGCGGUAGUGCGUACGUGAAAUCUACACUGUUUGCGCUACGCAUCAUUCCGAAGAUUUCGAUCUUUCUUAGCCUGAUCGCUUACGUGUACACCGGACACGCUCUUACGGCGAUGCGUGUCUACAUGCUGAUAUCGUUUUUCAGCGUGAUUCACCAUUCGAUGGUGGAGUUCUGGCCGCUGGCAGUUACUUCGUGUGCCGAAGCUUGGGUUUCGUUGAAACGAAUACAGGAGUUUUUGCUGGAGGAAGGACAGAUGCAGGACAUUGGCGGCUCAGUCGAAGAUCCAAAGCAGUCCUCGGGUAAGAUAACGCUUCAGAACGUUUCUGCUAGAUGGCCGCAAUCUAGUUUUGAGCUACGAGCCCUAAACUGGAUCAUCACCGAAGGUCAGACUUGGGCGGUUAUCGGUGAAGUCGGUUCCGGAAAAUCGACUCUUCUCAAUCUUAUCAUGAAGGAGCUGCUCCCGUUGGAAGGAUCAGUAUUUGUUGGUGGUACGGUUAGCUACUGUUCACAGAAACCGUGGGUGUUCGAAGGAACGGUGCGAGACAAUAUUGUUUUCAUAGAACCCUUCGAUGAAGAUCGUUACAACGAAGUGGUAAGGGUUUGUGCGCUUAGAAGAGAUUUUCAACUGUGGCCAAGUGGCGAUCUUACCAUUGUUGGAGAACGAGGAGUUAGCUUGAGUGGAGGACAGAAAGCUAGGGUUAAUCUAGCUAGGGCGAUCUAUCGAAAGGCGAACAUUUAUCUGCUGGACGAUCCUCUGUCAGCGGUGGAUGCUCACGUAGGGAAGUUGAUCUACAAAGACUGUGUUCAGGGGUUCCUGAAGAAAGAGGUCUGCGUUCUGGUAACUCAUCAGUUGCAGUGUUUAAGAGGAUUGAACAACAUUCUGAUCAUGAGGGGAGGUCACAUUGAAGCUAGUGGAUCGUAUGAGCAGUUGCACAAUCACUUCGUUGAUUUAGGGUUCAGUGAAAUUGCUGUGGAAGAUCAAGAGGUUUCAAGUGACCAAUUUACAGGUGAGAAUAGUUUUCUGGAUUCACAGCAGCAGAACAAAGUCGAAGAACUUCAGCUGGACGGAAAUGUAGGUUUUAAAGUGUACCUAGACUUCCUCAGGUCUGUGAAGAGCGGUAUAUUCGUAGCGUGUGUAGGCUUGCUUCUACUAACUUGGCAGAUAUCUUCCAUGGGAACUGAUUACUUCGUGUUUCUAUGGGUCACGUGGGAAGAAAACUACUCGCAAACGGCAACGUCAUGGACCACAGAACAUCACGUGUUUGUCUACACGGGACUCAUUAUUCUGAACCUUCUGUUAUCCGUAAACUCAUUGACCUUCUUCGAGAUAUGCCUACGAGCGUCACUACAUCUCCACACGGACUUAUAUCGGGGUAUCUCCCGUGCCACAAUGUACUUCUUUAACACCAACUCAUCCGGUCGAAUUAUGAAUCGUUUCUCAAAAGAUAUUGGCCUUAUCGACUCUAGUCUCCCGGUUGUGCUUAUCGACAGCCUGUACUUCUUUCUAGAAUUGGCUGGAAUUAUUGCGAUCGUCUCGCUGGCUAACUACUGGCUAUUGGUACCAACGGCCGGCAUGGGUCUCAUAUUCUACUUGCUGCGAUUCGUCUUUCUGAAGACGGCACGGAACGUCAAACGGGUGGAAGCAAUCACACGCAGCCCAGUGAUUACCCAUACGAACGCUACCAUCGAGGGGUUGAGUACUGUUCGGGCUUUCGGCGCCGAACGUCAACUGCUGGCAGCGUUCGACGCCAAACAGGAUUUGAAUAGUUCGGCUUCGUUCAUGUUUGGUGCCGUCACCAGAGGUUUCGCCUUCUGGUUGGAUUUGAUUUGCUGUCUCUACAUUGGAGUGAUUGUGUUUAGUUUUUUGGUUCUGGGAACAGAAAUUGUCAGCGGAAAUGUCGGCCUGGUAAUAACCCAGGUGUUGAAUCUGAUCGGAAUGUGUAAUUGGGGCCUACGACAGACUGCCGAGCUGGAAAAUCAGAUGACUUCCGUGGAACGAGUGCUAGAGUACGCUAGGCUUGAACCGGAAAAGGAUGUGACGGAAGACGGUCUGGAAACACUUGCCAAAGAUUGGCCCCAGGCUGGAACAAUAGCGUUUCACGAUGUGUCCCUUCGGUACGCUCCCAAUGCUGAACCCGUUCUGAAAGAAAUCAGCUUCAAGAUUAAAGCAAAGGAACGAGUGGGCAUCGUUGGUCGUACCGGAGCGGGCAAGUCAUCAAUAAUUCAGGCUCUCUUUCGGCUGGUGCCAGCGGAAUCGACGGGUCGCAUCGAAAUCGAUCGCAGCAACAUAGGGAGUGUUCCGUUGGACCGACUACGGGCUGCCAUUUCAAUUAUUCCCCAGGAGCCGGUGAUAUUUUCCGGCACUUUGCGCAACAAUCUAGACCCCUUCGGGGUGCUGGAGGAUAGCCGGAUUUUGAAAGCACUCGAGCAGGUUGAGCUGAAACACGUGGUUUCAAAUUGCGCUGCCGGACUGAACACCAGGUUGGUCGAGGGAGGAGUGAAUUUUAGCGUCGGCCAACGGCAGCUGAUCUGCCUCGCGAGAGCCAUUCUUCGCGACAGUCGGAUUUUAAUCAUGGACGAAGCGACGGCCAGUGUGGAUCCAGAAACCGACCGGCUGAUUCAGCGCACCAUAAGACAACAAUUUCAGAACUGCACCAUACUCACCAUCGCCCACCGACUGCACACCAUAAUGGACAACGACCGGGUCCUGGUGAUGGACGCUGGCCGUCUGGUGGAGCUCGGUAGCCCAGCGAACCUACUGCGCCAACAGGAUGGCUACUUUCGGCGGUUGUUCGAUGAAACCGGUAUGGACGCGAGAGGAUAUCUAACACCGUGAGAAGGAUGGGGAAUCCAGAUGUAUUUUCGGGUAUUGAUUGAGGAAUAAAUUUAGUUUCGGUUGGGUACAAGCCGUUGCCUUCAUUGUAUAACCGAGAUGGUAACAAAUAUGGAGAGCAUCGGAAGUUGUUUGUCAUAAUCCUUAAGGAUAAAUCUCAUAUGACGUUUAAAUUGGAAAUCAAUAUAUUUAGCGAUAACGGUACAAAACGAAAAGAUGUUGUUCAUGGUUGUGAAAAAAGUUUAAG